CCUGAAUUGUCUACUUUAAAUGGAUGAGUUGUUACAGUAUGUGAAUUAGAUAUCUCAGUAACACUUUUAAAAAACAUAUUAGGAGGGGGAGUAAGCAGCUACAUAGAAAUACGGGGGUUCAUAAGCAUAUUACCUCUACCUUUGUGUACGCUUCAAAUUUUCUAAAAGAAAAAGUUGGAUGCAAUAUUUCCAAGAUUUCUCAGAGGUGCUUACCCAAAUGCUCUCUGGCCUCCCCCAGUUCAUGGACUCAGAGACGGCUCUCUGUCCGCUAGACGGGAUGGGGCAGGGCUGCUGCACACACCUCCCCGGCCACUUCAGGCCCCUUUCGCCAUCUUUCUACUCCGUUGACCUCUCUGCCCCACUCGCGGCCUGCUCGCUAACCCCUGCCGCUGCCUGGCCUCUGGGCCAACCGCGGGCCUCUACCAGGCUGUGUCCCCCGCCCUGCCCCCUACCUCCCUCACCGUACUUCCUGGCUGUGUCCCGCCAGCCAUCUUCCAGAAACCUCAGCCUAAGAGCUAAGAAGUUCUGACUCUAAGCGAGGCUGCGUUCCUUCCUACAUGGCUCCUGAGGCCCAAGCAAAUCAAGGGCUAUAUGCAUCUGGGCACUUGUGUGGGGUCCCUGGGAGGUUGGCCAACCGUUCAAAAGCCCUGGAGAGACUCCGGAACAAUUUACAAAAGUUAGGAAAUGGGUCCCACAGGUUAGGCGGUUCUGCCCGACGUCUCACACCAGUGUGGUCCCUGACUCAGCCCAAAUCCAGAGCUUCUAGGGUUUUGGGCAUGGAAGAUGAAGGGUGGCCCGGGGGAGAGAAGAUUGGAGGAGGCACCACCGAAGGCACGAAGGGACAAGCAGGGCUGGCGAGGAGGAAGGGCGGCUCGUGACGCACGGUGGUGGGAGCGCAAGCGCCGCCGCAGGGACUUGGCGACCAGGUGGAUGUAAGUAAGGGUUAAGGAGAUUUCCAGGUUGGGGGGCCAGGUGAAAGGUGUUUCCUUAGUCGGGAUAGAAGAUAAAGGAGGAGCAAGUGCUAGCGGGCUUGUUGAAAUGGAAGGUCUCUGAAUGCCGCUGGAGGGGUGAGGGCGCCUGGCUGGAAGCUGAGCAUCCUGCCCUUGGAGUCUCCCGUUCUGACCUCCGCAAAAUAUGGAGAUUGAACAAGUGAACUGACGUGAAUCUUCGCAAGGAGAAGUUGUGUUCAUCUUAUUUGAUGCCAAUUUUUAUGGUGGUCGGGUCACACGAUGUGGGAGGGGAGUAUGCUGAGGGUGUCAGUGAGAGAGACAUCCUGCUCAUUCACUCCUGCCGCCAGUGGACAACGGUGACAGCCCAUACCCUGGAGGAGGGCCACUACGUCAUCGGACCCAAGAUUGACAUCCCCCUGCAGUACCCAGGGAAGUUCAAGCUCCUGGAGCAGGCCCGGGACGUGCGGGAGCCAGUGAGGUACUUCAGCAGCGUGGAAGAGGUGGCCAGCGUCUUCCCUGACCGCAUCUUUGUGAUGGAAGCUAUCACCUUCAGUGUCAAGGUGGUGUCGGGCGAGUUCAGCGAGGACAGCGAGGUGUACAACUUCACCUUGCAUGCGGGCGACGAGCUCACGCUCAUGGGCCAGGCGGAGAUCCUGUGUGCCAAGACCACCAAGGAGCGCUCGCGCUUCACCACGCUGCUGCGCAAGCUGGGCCGGGCCGGGGCGCUGGCCGGGGUGGGAGGCGGCGGCCCCGGGGGUGCGGGGGCCGCGGGUGGCGGCGGCGGCGCCAGGCCCGUCAAGGGCAAGAUGCCCUGUCUCAUCUGCAUGAACCACCGCACCAACGAGAGCCUGAGCCUGCCCUUCCAGUGCCAGGGCCGCUUCAGCACGCGCAGCCCGCUGGAGCUGCAGAUGCAGGAGGGCGAGCACACGGUGCGCGCCAUCAUCGAGCGCGUGCGGCUCCCCGUGAACGUGCUGGUGCCCAGCCGGCCGCCGCGCAACCCCUACGACCUGCACCCGGUGCGGGAGGGCCACUGCUACAAGCUGGUCAGCAUCAUCUCCAAGACCGUGGUGCUGGGGCUGGCGCUGCGCCGCGAGGGCCCGGCGCCGCUGCACUUCCUGCUGCUCACCGACACGCCGCGCUUCGCGCUGCCGCAGGGCCUGCUGGCCGGGGACCCGCGCGUGGAGCGCCUGGUGCGCGACAGCGCCUCCUACUGCCGCGAGCGCUUCGACCCCGACGAGUACUCCACCGCCGUGCGCGAGGCGCCCGCCGAGCUGGCCGACGACUGCGCCAGCCCGCGCCGCGCGCGCCUCUGCCUGCCCGCGCCCCCGCGCGCCCCGGCGCCCGCCCGCGCCCCCGGCCCGCCCGGCGACGGCGAGCAGGAGUACGUGAGCCCCGACUGGGCCGGCCCGCCAGAGCCCGGCGCGCCGCCCGCCGAGAUCCCCUACGAGGAGCUGUGGACGCACCAGGCGGCCGAGGGCCUCGCCGAGGGCCGGACGCGGCCGCCCCCCGGGCCCGACCUCAUCUCCUUCGGGGCCGCCGGGCCGCCCCGCCUGGAGCCGGAGGCGCCGCCGCCUCCCGUCCCUCCCAAGUCCGAGGCGGUGAAGGAGGAGUGCCGCCUGCUCAACGCCCCACCUGUGCCUCCCCGGGGUGGCAAUGGCAGCGGCCGGCCCUCGGGCAGCCCCCCGGUGCCCCCUCGCUUCCCCAAGCUGCAGCCCAUCCACUCCCCCAGCUCCAGCCUCUCCUACUACUCCUCUGGCCUCCAGGAUGGGGCAGCCUCCCGCAGCGGCAGCGGCUCACCGUCACCGGAUGCCUACUCCCUUUACUGCUACCCGUGCACCUGGGGAGACUGCAAGGCCGGCGAGGCCUCCGGCCGCCCACCCCCGGGACCCCUGCCCUCCACCACGCAGCCCAGCCAGGCCGCGCGGGCCCUCGCAGAGCCCCCGAGCAGUCGGGCUGCCUCCGUCUUGGGGGCUGACACCCCCGUCAAGGCGUACCACGGCUGCCCGCCUCUGUUCAAGCCCUCUCACCCACAGAAACGCUUUGCUCCGUUCGGAGCUCUCAAUCCCUUUUCGGGGCCUGCCUACCCCUCGGGCCCUUCCGUGGCCGCCUCUCCUGGGCCCACGACCACCUCGGGCCCCCUGGCUACCUCCAGCCCUGCCUUUUCUCCAGGCCCAGGCUCACCAGGCCAGGCCUACUCAGCUGCUCCCCCCUCCUGUCCCACCUCCUCCUCCUCCUCUUCCGAGUGGCCGGAACCAGCCCUGGAGCCCUUUGAGCUGGGCCAGGGCGGUUCCCCGGAGCCCGAGCUGCUGCGCUGUCAGGAGCCCAGAGCUGUGGGGGCACCUGGGCCCGGACCCUGCCUCUCGCCACUCGGACCCCCCAAAGCCUUUGAACCAGAAGGUCUGGUGCUGCGGCAGGUCCCCACCCCACUGUCACCGGUGGCCCUGCAGGGGCCUGAGGCGGGCGGAGCUCGGCUCCUUCUCGCCCAAGGGCGCCUGGAGGGGCCUCCUGCCAGUCCCCGGGAGGGGGUCGCAGGCUGGGGAGGCCGGGAUGCCUCCUCCUGGCAGCCCCCCGCUGACCUGUCUGCACUCUCCCUGGAAGAAGUCUCUCGAAGUCUGCGUUUCAUCGGGCUCUCAGAGGACGUGGUGAGCUUCUUUGCCAGAGAACGCAUUGACGGCAGCAUCUUCGUGCAGCUCAGCGAGGACAUCCUGGCCGAUGACUUCCACCUCACCAAGCUGCAGGUCAAGAAGAUCAUGCAGUUCAUCAAAGGCUGGCGGCCCAAGAUCUGAUGUUCCCGGCUCGUAGCUGCAACUGGAAGCUGGCACGGAGGCCCCGGGGCUGCAGGGGGACAGCCUGCGGGACCCAGGAGCCGGUCCCGCCUGCGAGGAGAAUCUAUGCCAAGACUGAGGCGGCCAGGCAGCCCCUCAGAGUGAAUCCAGACACACUCGGAAGUGGGGGACUCUGGGGUCAGACCCCUACACGGGGACAUCUGGCCUUUGUGCAGAGUAUGUGGGGAGGAGGCUGGAGGCACCGGGGCACACCUGGGCCUGGGGCCACACUGCUGUGAUUCCCGUGGAGGAAGGGCAUCAAAAGCUGGCCUUCGCGGUGACCUCACAUCCUCCCGUGUCCUUGUGCAGAGCUUCACAGGCCUCUUGCACUUCUCAAGCUUGUAGGUUGAGGUUAGAGACCAGGGAAGAAGAUGGUCCGUAACUUAAGCACAAAUUCCCCAAGUGCCCUCUCCCCUCUGCCCUGUGGGCUUUUGGCCUAAGCUGCCCCAGAGUCUGGGUGCCGUUUCUGUAUCUCUGGGACGCCCUUCCUUCCCCCUUCUGUGAAUCAGGGCCCUGGCCCCGAGCACUGGGGUAGCGAGUACAAGCCUGUGCCACCGUGCCUCGGAGGCUCCAGCUCUCGGUGCCGGUUUGCGGGUGAAGACCCUCGACGAGAACGGCCCUGCUGUUGACGUGCUCUAGUCGGGGAGCCGGGUGGUCCCCUGACGUCUCCGGUGCCCAGGCUUCCGCCUUCCAUCUUGCCAGGCUGGGUCCGGUCUGCGAAGAUUCUCACUCCGCCGAGGAGCAGGUAGAUUUAGGUCAGCCGCUCCUGGAUGCUGGAGGCGAGUGGCCUUCAGUCUCUCCCACUUCCCCUCUGCUCCCACUUCGCUUGAUUCUGGCCAGCACACGGUGCCGUCCUCUUGCUCUCUGUAGCUGGCACAGGUGGGGUGGGUGGGGAGAAAGCACGGUGGUUUGGGGAAACCUGCUCGUUCCCCGUUCCCGGAGCCCGGGCCUCCUGCACUUGCUCAUGUGCCUCACAGCAGGCCCUCGUCCCCCGGAUCUCGGGCACGACGACCUGCUUGGCACCCGGAGGUUGGCCAUGGUGUACGAGCACCCAUUACUCCCCAGCCCCCGGGCUCUCCGUCUCCUCACCCAGGACCACACUAACUCUCGUGCCGCUGGCCUCAGGCCCCGGGUUACAGGCCUUCUCUUCUGCCUUACCUAGCCUUCCUAGAUAUUUAUUUCCUGUUUUUCUCUUAAGAGUAGUGAAGCCAUGCUGGUGCUCAGGCCCUGAGCUGAUGCCUCCGCUCCAGGGCAAGGGGAGUCGGGAAGCAGGACACACAAACUGAUGCUGAAGCAUUUGGUUUUCUUGUCGAUCCCUUAGUGAAUCCUCCGGGACUAGUGAAAUAAAUGCUAGAGCACUGGACAGUGCAGGUGGAA
Felis catus (domestic cat) is the source of this 5152-nucleotide messenger RNA. RefSeq names its product GRB2 associated regulator of MAPK1 subtype 2 (gene GAREM2). The record is from RefSeq and is a predicted model, not a curated record. The transcript is spliced from 7 exons. The coding region runs from base 1199 to 3736 and encodes 845 amino acids. Lineage: Eukaryota; Metazoa; Chordata; Mammalia; Carnivora; Felidae.